Molecule: messenger RNA, 2090 nt
Organism: Amborella trichopoda
Lineage: Eukaryota; Viridiplantae; Streptophyta; Magnoliopsida; Amborellales; Amborellaceae
Gene: NCS1
Product: permease, cytosine/purines, uracil, thiamine, allantoin family protein
Biological process (GO): transmembrane transport; nucleobase transport
Cellular component (GO): plasma membrane
Molecular function (GO): nucleobase transmembrane transporter activity
Source: RefSeq, a predicted model, not a curated record
CAAGAGGAUUCAGAUAGACAUCCAAUGGAGGCAACGUGGAUCCACCGUUGCUAUCUCUCUCGUCUCCCAACCAUCACCAACCCUCACCCCCGCCCCAUCUCUACCUCUCCCUCUCCCUCUCCCUCUCUGCAACUACACAACCCAUGUAUUCUUCUGCACAAAUUCCAUCAUCGCUCCGCCAUGCUUCUCCCACUCAGAGCUUCCUCUUCCUCCUUAAGCUUCCACUUCGAGGAUCUCAAGUCGUCAAUUUCCCUAACCAACGACGAUCUCAAGCCGACGACCCCAGACCAGCGUACAUUCUCUGCCUUGGACUUCGGUAGCCUCUGGGUGGGCCUCGUCGUUGGCGUCCCGACCUACUACCUUGCUGGCAGCCUGGUGGAGCUUGGAAUGGUCUGGUGGCAAGGGAUCGCCACUGUGGUGCUUGCUAACGUCAUCCUUAUUGUUCCUCUCAUCCUCACUGGCCAUGCCGGCACAUGCUACGGGAUCUCAUUCCCGGUGUUGGCACGUGCAGCCUUUGGUAUCCGUGGGGCUCACCUCCCGACCUUGCUUCGUGCCCUGGUCGGGUGUGGGUGGUUCGGCAUCGAGACGUGGAUUGGUGGCCAGACUGUCUUCCUCCUCUUGCCUCUCUCCUUCAGGCAAUCUCCCUAUGCUCAAACACUCCCAUGGCUAGGGACCUCUCUGCUUGAAUUCGCCUGCUUCCUUACCUUUUGGGCGGCUCAGAUGGGGAUCAUUUGGAAGGGGAUGGAGGGAAUCAGGGACCUUGAGAAGUACUCCGCCCCGAUACUGGUAUUCCUCACCGGUGCUCUCCUCUGUUGGGCAUAUUUCACUGCAGGUGGCUUCGGGACCAUGCUCUCAACGCCGUCCAGCCUCACCACCUCCCAAUUCUGGGCCCUGUUUUUCCCGUCGCUAACUGCAAACAUCAGCUUCUGGGCAACUCUCGCUAUCAACAUCCCCGACUUCACUCGCUACGCCAAGAGCCAGGCCGACCAGGUGCUCGGCCAGGUAGCCAUCCCUGUCUUCAUGGGUGCCUUCACCUUCGUCGGCCUGGCUGUCACCUCAUCCACCCAAGUCAUCUUUGGCCAUGUAAUAUCGAGCCCCAUCGAGCUCCUAGCCCGAAUCAGUGGCAACUUCGCCCCGGCCCUCAUCCUCUCGAUCGUGGGCAUCAGCCUCGCCACCCUCACCACCAACAUAGCAGCCAACGUGGUGGCUCCCGCAAAUGCCCUGGUGAAUCUGAGCCCCUCAAUUUUUACAUUCCAAAGGGGGGCUCUGCUAACUGCUCUUUUGGGCAUUCUUGCCCAGCCGUGGCGGCUGCUUGCGUCGAGCGAGAGCUUCAUUUAUACGUGGCUCAUUGGGUACUCGGCCUUGUUGGGACCGAUUGGCGGCAUCGUGCUUGUUGACUACUACCUCUUGAGGCACACGAAUCUGGAUCUCAGAGCACUCUAUUCCGACGAUCCCAUUGGGCCUUACUGGUAUGGAAGGGGCUAUAAUUGGGCGGCCGUGGCCGCUCUCGUUAUGGGGAUCUUGCCUGUGAUGCCUGGAUUUCUGAAUAAACUAGGGAUACUGAAAUCCACAGCUACAGCCUUUGUGACCAUAUACAACAACGCUUGGUUCAUUGGCUUCUCUGUUUCGGGGGUGAUAUACUGGCUCUUGUCGCAGUCGAGUCGCUCCAAAAGCUCCCAAUCUGCGGUGGAUUCACCACCGAUGUUCGGGUAGCAAGACUUGGUCAGAUCGCCAUGUUCAAGCUGUUUCAAGAGAACACUGGAUCCGUUAGUUUCUCAGUUUUUUUUACUUCUCAUUACUUCAAAUAAGUCCUUAAACUGAAGAAAUGGCCUGAUCGGACUAGUGAAUCGGAAUAGGUUACUCGGUGGCCGAUUCAGGUUAUUAACCCACCCUAUCUGCCACAUAAUACAGGGAUUGAGAUUAUUAAUGGCAGGGCUUGAGAAUUUAUUGUGUUAAUUCUGGAAACCGCUGUUUGUUGAUAGAGAGAUCCAUUUGCAUAUCUCUCGAGUUUAUUAGUGGCUACAUGUAAUCUGCAGGAGUGAAAUAUCACCACUAAAAGGAAAAUCUUAUUAAAUUUACCUUUUGGGAUC